AUGAUGCUGAGCUCCCGCCGCUCAGACGCCUCCGGCGCUGGCACACUCGUCGUGUCUCAGGCUGAACUCCUCAGGCUGGCGAGAGCUGGUAAACUGUUCACUAAUGUCCAAAUCACCGUUCAACCGGGCGACCGCGAUGCACGAGAAUAUCCCCUAUCGGUGGGCAAUAUCCAUUCGGUGGAGAAAUUGGAAGAAGUUCUAAGCAUCCAACGUCGGUCUCCUUCUAUUUGUGGAUUUGAUCUUCCGCACGCUGCCUUCGUGUUCGUUGUGAUAAGCUUUUUCGUAGUCUAUAUCGCGCUGCUUCUGCUCAACGGGUCGGACGACAAGAUGGCGCUGCCCAACCCUGCCCACUUGCUUCUGUCCGCACCUCGCUGA
Molecule: messenger RNA, 375 nt
Organism: Schizophyllum commune H4-8
Lineage: Eukaryota; Fungi; Basidiomycota; Agaricomycetes; Agaricales; Schizophyllaceae
Exons: 4
Coding region: 1-375 (124 amino acids)
Source: RefSeq, a predicted model, not a curated record